This is a messenger RNA of Adineta ricciae, 840 nucleotides long. NCBI's taxonomy places the organism in Eukaryota, Metazoa, Rotifera, Eurotatoria, Adinetida, Adinetidae. The record is from the annotation of a GenBank genome assembly.
AUGCCUGUACGAGAAAUUGCCAACGAUAGUCUCAAUGGUGAAUUAACAUCAGCGGGUGAUAAACUUGUUAUGGUGGAUUUCUUCGCCACAUGGUGUGGACCAUGUAAAAAUAUCGCUCCACAUAUCGAACAUUUAAGUAGUCAAUAUCCAAAUGCUGUCUUUCUCAAAGCUGAUGUAGAGAAAUGCACUAGUGAAGCAGCAAAAUAUGCCAUUAAAGCUAUGCCGACGUUUGUGUUUUUUCAACAUGGAAAGGAAGUGGCUCGGUUACAAGGCGCAAGUAAAGAUCCGAUUGAGCAAACGAUUAAGAAAUUCUAUAAAGAUACACCAACAAAAGAUGCUGGAUACACUGAUCUGAAACCGUUUGUUGAAGAAAAGAGCUGUACGGCUUUGAAUGAAAUCGAUAAAUGGCAAAAUGCUGUACUUGGAAAUCAACCGGGCAUGUUUAGAUCAGAUGAAGAUGAUCCAGAAUUAAUUCUUCAUGUUGCAUUCAAUCAAGUUGUAAAAAUUCAUUCAAUCGCAAUUGAAGCACCCGAAGAAAAUGGCCCUAAGACAGUGAAAUUAUUUGUAAAUCGACAGGCGAUUGAUUUCAAUGAUGCAAAAAGUAACGAAGCUGUACAAACACUUGAAUUCGAGAAAAAACAUCUUGUCGAUGGUUCGCCAGUUGAAUUACGAUUCGUUAAAUUCCAGAAUGUUCAAUCACUCUCACUCUUCUUCGCAAAUAAUCAAUCAGGCUCUGAUCAAACAAUAAUGAAAUCGAUUACUUUCUAUGGAACACCAAUUGCAACAACAAAUAUGAAAGAUUUUAAAAAAGCUGAGGGAAUGCCAGUUGCUAAUGCAUGA